GGGAAUUACACAUAAAAACAGCAGAACCAGAACACCCUCCCCUGGACACACCCUGCUGAGGAUCACUGCUUCUCUUUUUUUCUGAACCAUCGCCCACGCCACUCGGAGAGAACGCUCUCCCUCAUCAUCAUCCAGUAGAAAACCCCUUUCUCCUCAUUUUCAUCCUAUAGAGGACACCUACAAUCUCAGAGGGCUGAGAUUCCCUGGCGAAGAUUGUAUUUUUUUUCCUUUUUUUCUUUUUUUUUCUUUUAAUUUGGACUCCUGACAGAACAUAAGGGCCAUAUAAUAUAAAGGCCGAAGAGCAUACAGAAACUCAGCUUCAGCUUCAAGACCAGUGCAAAGAAGGACCUAGAUUUCUUUCAUUGUACGUCAAGAAUGGUUACUAUAAUCAGCACCAUGGAAACCCAGGUGUCCAACGGUCCAAGCGGAACCAGUCUGCCUAACGGUCCAGUCAUUAGUACUAACGGCUCCACAGACGACAGCAAAACCAAUCUGAUCGUCAACUAUCUGCCUCAGAACAUGACCCAGGAAGAGUUCAAAAGUUUGUUUGGUAGCAUUGGAGAGAUCGAGUCCUGCAAGCUAGUCAGGGAUAAAAUAACAGGUCAGAGUUUGGGAUAUGGCUUUGUAAACUAUGUGGAUCCAAAUGAUGCAGAUAAGGCCAUCAACACACUCAAUGGUCUCAAACUGCAGACUAAAACAAUCAAGGUAUCAUAUGCCCGGCCAAGCUCGGCUUCUAUUCGUGAUGCCAACCUUUACGUAAGUGGACUCCCCAAAACCAUGAGCCAGAAGGACAUGGAACAGCUGUUCUCCCAAUAUGGUCGCAUCAUCACAUCCCGCAUCCUAGUGGACCAAGUUACAGGCAUAUCACGAGGAGUGGGUUUCAUCCGGUUUGACAAGCGAAACGAGGCAGAGGAGGCCAUCAAAGGUCUGAACGGACAGAAGCCUUUGGGUGCCGCCGAGCCCAUCACUGUCAAGUUCGCCAACAACCCCAGCCAGAAGACAGGCCAGGCCUUACUGACUCAGCUGUACCAGACUGCUGCCCGCCGCUACACAGGGCCCCUACACCACCAGACUCAGCGUUUCAGCAUGAUCCCUUCACUUGGAAAGGGACCAGAUCCAAAUAACAGCUCAAAACCAAUACUCGACAAUUUACUAAACGCCAGCUACGGAGUCAAGAGAUUCUCCCCCAUCACCAUUGACAGCAUGACCAGCCUGGCCGGGGUCAACCUUACUGGUCCAACUGGAGCCGGAUGGUGCAUCUUUGUAUACAACCUGUCCCCCGAGGCGGACGAGAGCGUCCUGUGGCAGCUCUUCGGUCCCUUCGGUGCUGUCACCAACGUCAAGGUCAUCCGUGACUUCACCACCAACAAAUGUAAGGGCUUUGGCUUUGUCACCAUGACCAACUACGACGAAGCCGCCAUGGCUAUCGCUAGCCUUAAUGGCUACCGCCUGGGUGACCGCGUGCUGCAGGUUUCCUUCAAGACCAGCAAGCAGCACAAGGCCUGAAAGAGAGGCUGCUGGCACCAGCUCCUUCAACCUGCAGGGAGAGCAACCUGAGCUCCCUGUGCCAUCACUCUACAUGGGCCUGGACUGAGUCUCUCUCUCUGACACAUUCUCACACAAAUUCAUAAUAUAUUAUUGCAAACACAGACAUGCAGAUACACACAAACACGCACACACAUAACCAAACAUAUCCAUACGCAAGCAUACAAAAGUCAGAGUUUCAAACAAACACACUAGUGGAGUUUUUCUUUUCUCUUUACACAACAUGCUAGUCCUUCCCUAUAUUUGCCUGGAUUGAAUUAGAAGGGGUACGUAGUGGUUUGUUGGGUAGGGGCAAGAGCUAUCUAUUUAGGAGACAGUCUAACGAAUGUGACAGAGAAUGUGUACUGAGUGCUUUGAUUGAAUUCAGGCAAAUAAUGACAACUGAUGAACAAAACGAUCAAAAAUUUAAAUGAAUGAAUAUGUGCAAUUUACCCAAACUCUUAUCCCACCAUCUCUCCCAUUAUCUUGCUGGAGAGGAUGUAGUCACUUUUUUACACUUGGGCAUUUUGAAUCAGCGAUUUUUUUAGAUCAAAGAAAAUGAAAUUAAAAAACAGUGUUCUCUUAUAUACGUCUAUUAAAAUAUAACUAUAUAUUCAAUAUUUAAGGUGGUUAUAAUAGCCGAGUAUGUAAGCAUUUUCUAGAAACUUUGACUACUGUUUCCUGACCUGCAUUAGGUGGUGCCUAGAGUACAGGCAGAUUCUCUACCCUAUAUGAGCUUGUCAGUUCAGACCCAAUAAGAUUUAGGUUAACCAAUGAAUACCGGUCACAGAAAAGAGUAGUCCGAAGGCCAUCAGAAUCACUCUUUCCCAGUCUCACACCGAACAACACAAUAGUACACUUAUAUAUCACAGAAAAACAGUUCAAUAACUAGAAGAUAUAUACAUAUUUAGUCCACGAAAACAAAAAAAGUUCCUGUAUGUCUUCUAAUUUCUCACAAGCAGACUGUCUGUGAACUUAAAGCAGAGUGGCAGUGCUCCCAUGGUGACAGUGUUCAUUAAUAAUUCUCUGGUGGGCGAGAGCGUGACGAGUGCAAGUUGAAAACCGUUUCACCAUAACACAGCCACAUCAAAGGAAAAUACCGGUGUUUUUUCACUUUUUGCAUAAUUUAUUUUAUUACACACACACACACUAAGGCCAUUUUACUUUGUAUGGCUUUGUUAGCCAUGAUUUGGUGUGUUAUCCCUUUAACUGAAAGGCCAUCUGGUGUCAAAAGGUCAAGAGAAAAAAGCAAACAAGAUGUGAAAGACACGAAUUCAUCGUUCUUGCUGACAUACUUUGAUUAAUGUUACUGUGCUCAGGACAGGCUAUGUCUUCAGAUUAAUUUAGAUAAAUGGAACUGGGGAAUUGGAUAUCUUGAAUAUAAUUACAAUCCAAGUCGCUGCAAAAAGCAACUCUGAAUACAUUGUUAAACAACACACCCCAUGAACUGAAAAAUGGUCUAGGCAGGUCUGUAGAGAAGUAACACAGAUGAGCAAAAACUUAAGAGCACCGGUAUUAUUCUUUAGUCUAGUGAACACAUAGAAGCUCCCAGAAUAAAUGAGGUCUGAGUUACCAUUCAGUAGAACACAUGAGCUCUACAGUAACAACAUGCGUAGAGCAGAUAAGAGGACUACAGUCCCAAAUAACUGAACAUUUAAAUUGUCUUAGAGUCACGUAUGUGAGCGAUGAUAUCUGGCAAUGUUAAAAUUAUCAUUGAUCCUUUGAGGAGAAAAGAUUACCAGUUCCUCCAGCUUUGCCAAAUGCUCCUCAGUUUUAUUUAAAACCCCUCUAUUCUCUUGAAAGCUUCCCAGAAACUUACAACUUCUGCCCUCUCAAAAGAUGACUGUACAACAUCAAGCCUGCAAAUAAGUGUCAUAAUUAUACCUAUGUUUACAACAGAAAGGUAUUUAUUUGCUUCAGAUCUGUUUGGCACUACCACAAAAAUAGCAUUUCUCAAAAUAUCCCCAACCCAAUUGCAUGGAAAUUAUUUAUGGCACACUUGAUGAAAAGGACAACCUGUCUAGUCGAAAUGUCUGUUACAAACCAGACUUAAGAUUUACCGUGGGGAGAGCUAAUGUCUCAGAAAUAUCAAGACAUUUGCACAUGAUAAUAGAUGAAAUAAGGUCAAGUAUAUUCAAGACAUUUUUGCUUUUGCUUUUCUAAAUGACGCUGUGUUAGCCAAAGAGGACGAUCUCUUUGAAAGGAUUACAUUAGAGAUAAAUCUAUUUUUAUACAUACAAAGGAACAAGACCUUGUGCUGAAUUUUUACAGAUUCUUAAGCUUGGAAAAAUUGGGACAUCGCAUGGCUUUAUUUUAAACCCUCUGAUCUUU
Morone saxatilis (striped sea-bass) is the source of this 3855-nucleotide messenger RNA. RefSeq names its product ELAV like neuron-specific RNA binding protein 3 (gene elavl3). Gene Ontology annotation, cellular component: ribonucleoprotein complex. Bases 376 to 1506 code for a protein of 376 amino acids. Gene Ontology annotation, molecular function: RNA binding. Lineage: Eukaryota; Metazoa; Chordata; Actinopteri; Moronidae. The record is from RefSeq and is a predicted model, not a curated record. The transcript is spliced from 8 exons.